CUCUUCCUCAGACGAUAGCAGUAGGGCUUCUCUCUCUCGCCCUCCGCUCAGUAAGGCGCACGUUUAUAACUAACCUGCGCUCUUUUUUAUCCUACGCCAUUUCGUCUUACGCUUUUGCCCUAAACCAUCCACCACCAUUUCGUGUAUGAUCCCCAAUUGAUCGAUUAUCCAUCGACAACACUCGCGAGAGAUCUAUUCAGGGGAGACAGAGUGAGUUUGAGAGAGAGUUACUCAGAGUUAGGGUUUUGAUGCGUUGGUGUGGUUUGGGAGAUCCUGUGCUCGGAUAUGGCCAAUCAUGGCUCCAAGUUUGUAUCCGUCAAUUUCAACAAGUCCUACGGGAACCAUCAUUUUAAUGGGGGGACUGCUGGACGGGGGCGGGCUGGGGGUGGAGGGAUGUUGGUUCUAUCUAGGAACCGAGGAGCUGCCCCCAAGGUUGCUCCUAAAUUAUCUGUUCCACCACCUUUGAAUUUGCCAUCAUUGAGGAAAGAACAUGAGAAAUUUGAUACCUCAGGACCCGGUGGGACGGGCGCUACUGCUGGCACUGGGACUGGAUCCAGACCUUCGUCCGGGGUUGGCUGGAACAAACCUGUGGCAUCUGCCACUGCAUUGCCCGAGAAGGUUGAUAAUGGGGUUAAUGGGGUGAGUGAUGCAGCUGGGGCAAGUAGAGUUGGUUCUUAUAUGCCACCGUCUGCUCGUUCUACGGGGGUUGUUGCUUCUGUAUCUCGAGAAUUCUUACCGUCUGCAGAGAAAGCUAUACUUUUGAAAGGUGAGGAUUUCCCAUCUCUGCAGGCUGCAAGGCCUGUCUCAUCCGGGGCAUCACAGAAACACAAGGAUGGGUUAAACCAGAAGCAGAAGCAAGUCUCACAUGAUGAAUCUACUCAGGAUAAAGAAAAAAGCUAUCAUUUGGGUUCAAUGGCUGAUAUGCAUCCACCAGGACACUCCUUGGGAAUAAAUCCAUCGGUGGAAAAUGGUAGUGCAGUCCACAUAAAGGCUGGUGGAAGGAUGCCCGAUCAAAUUAGGAAGCAGGAACCUUUUUUGCCUGAUCCACUGCCACUGGUUCGCAUGAAUCCAAGGUCUGAUUGGGCCGAUGAUGAGCGUGACACGGGGCAUGGGUUUGUGGAGCAGGGACGAGAUAUUGGAUAUUCAAACAGCGGAAAUUAUUGGGAUAGAGAUUUUGACUUGCCAAGGCCCAGCAUUUUACCUCACAAGCCAGCUACAAAUCAGAACGAUAGAUGGGGCCAACGAGACAAUGAAACUGGGAAAAUUAUUUCUAGUGAAGUCUUUAAAAUGGACCCAUAUAACAAAGAUAUGAGAACACCUAGUCGGGAAGGUAAGGAAGUCAACAGAUGGAGAACAUCUCUUCCUAAAGAUGGGGUUAGCGAAAUUGGAAAUCAUACAGUUGAUAUUGGUGCAAGAAUGACCGAUAAUAAUAUGGCACCUUAUUAUGGAGGAGACACUGCACCUUAUUAUGGAGGAGACACUGUUCAAGAUGGCAGCAAGGAUUCUGCAUUUGGGAGGAGGGCCAUGGGACUUGUAGGACAGCAGAUGCAACGAAAUAGUUCAAGUGAUUCGUAUAAUAACAGAGGGGCAGAUCGUAAUUCUCGGGAUCGCCAUGUCUUUGACCAACCUAAUAGGUAUAAAGCUGAUAUAUUUCAGAAUAAUGCAUUGUCCAGACCCUUUAUUGCAUCUAUUGGGAGAAGGCCUCCUAUAGCUGACCCCAUACAGGAAAAGCGGUUUUCAAAUAGUGAUAGACCCCACUCAGAUGAUAUAUUCGCGAGAGACUACAUUUCUUCAGGAUUUGAUGAAAGAGAUCUCUUCUCAGAUGGUCUUGUUGGGGUAGUUAAGAGGAAAAAAGAUGCCGCCAAAUCUACUCAUUUUCAUGAUCCUAUUCGAGAAUCGUUUGAGGCAGAACUUGAAAGAGUCCAGAAAAUGCAAGAGCUUGAGAGACAGAGGAUCGUUGAAGAGCAAGAAAGAGCCUUGGAGCAAACUCGAAGGGAAGAGGAGGAGAGACUGAGAAGAAUUAGGGAAGAGGAGGAAAGGCUGCGAAAGCUGGAUGAAGAAUCCCGUGUAGCUGCAUGGAGGGCAGAACAGGAGCAACUUGAGGCUGUUCAAAAAGCUGAAGAGCUGAGAAUUGCCAGGGAAGAAGAGAAGAAAAGAAUUCAGUUAGAAGAAGAGAGGAGGAAACAGUCUGCGAGACAGAUGCUUCAAGAAUUGGAAGAUAAGAUGGCCAAAAGGCAGGCUGAAACUGUAAAGGUUGAUGCUUCUGGACCUAAAACAACCGUUGAUGAGAAACUAAAUGCAGCUGUAAAAGAAGAUCUUGUAUCUAGGAAUGAAGACUUGGAAACCUGGGAAGACGGUGAGAGAAUGGUGGAAAAUGUUAUGAAUUCAGGUUCAUUUAAUUCAUCAGCUAAUGUCAAACCUGCUGAGAUCAGCUAUCCUCCCAGAGAAAGUUCUUCAAACUUAAUUAACCGAGGAAAACCUAUUAAUUCAUGGAAAAGGGAUUCUCUGGAAUAUGAUGGCAGCUUCCCUUCACCUCAAUCAGAUCAAGAAACUGGUCAUUACAGUCCUUGGCAGGAUGCAGUUGUUGGUGGCAGAACAGGUUCACGAAGAGAGUUCCAUGGUGGACCUGGCUUCAUGCCUUCUAGGUCUUACGGAGUGCAAGACUCUUACUCAGAUGAUUUUGGAUAUCAAAAAGAACAAAGAUGGAAUCUUUCUGGCAAUGCUGACUCUUAUGGAAAACUCAGGGAGAUGGAUUUCGAUUUUCAGGAUAUUGGAGAUGGAUAUGGAGACGGUGGAUGGGGGCAGGGACGCACUAGAAGUGGUGCUCAUCCUCCUUACCCAGAGCGUUUAUAUCCUCAUUCUGAUGCAACUGAAUUUAACUCGUACGGGAGAUCUAGGUACUCUGUCAGACAGCCUCGUGUCCCUCCCCCUCCUUCACUUUCUUCAAUUCAGAAGACUAAUCUUAGAGGAGUCAGUGAACACUCUGGUUCUUCAGCGUUUGUAGAUGACAGCAUUCAUUAUACUCAUGCUUCAGGAACUGAAUCUGGCAAGGAGUCAGAUUAUUAUGGCACUAAUCAAGGAGGUCCUCGGCCAUCUGAGAUUUUUGGAAGACCGUUAGAAAGUAAUUCCUCUGAACGUCAGAAAUUGAACAUUGGACCGAGGUGUGACUCACAAUCUUCACUCUCUGUUUCCAGCCCCCCAACUUCUCCACCUCAUCUAUCCCAGGAUGAGUUGGAUGCAUCUGGAGAUUCUCUUGUAACAUCUGCUGUAGCAGAAGGGGACAACAAUUUAGUUACAGGGACAGAAUCUGAUACUCACAAUGGUGACUCUGGACAUAAUGCAAUGGUGAUUGUGCAAGAUUCUGUUUCAACUAUUGAGGAUGAAGAAUGGACUCCUGAAAAUGAAGAUGUGAUGCAGCAGCAAGAGGAAUAUGAUGAGGAUGAAGAUAGUUUUAGAGAAGAGGAGGAAGUGCUUGAUAGGAAUGUUGAGAAUCUUGAGCUGAACCAGAAGUUUGAGGUACGGGAACUUGAGCAAAGAGACUCACCUCAUGUGAUGGACAAUGUAGUCUUAGGUUUUGAUGAGGGUGUUGAAGUUGAAAUACCAAGUGAUGAUGUUGAGAAAAGUAUAGGGCAUCAAGAAAAAUCAUUGGGGAUGAAUGAUGGUCCUGUGAGCAUGGUUGAAGAAAGAGUCAUCAUUGAUAGGUUUCCAUCUGAUGAACAAAAUCUUCUGACUGCAGAAGAUUGUCACGGGACAAGUGCUGAUAGCUCGUCUUGGAAGGUACUGGAUACAUCAGCUUUGCCAGGUUCUGUUGGUCAACUUGUUGGUGCAACCUGCACAGCAGCAUCAGCCGAUAUCUUAGAUGGUGCUGAUUCCUCAGGUAGCAUCUGUCUAGCUCCCCAGCCAACUGUACUUUCCUCGACAGUUGAUGUUUCAGCUGUGACAAGUCAGCCUAUCGUGUCAUCUGUAUCUUCUACUGGAAUUCAGGGUGAUUUACCAAUCAAGCUCCAGUUUGGGCUGUUUUCUGGUCCUUCUUUGAUUCCUUCUCCAGUGCCUGCUAUACAGAUUGGAUCCAUACAGAUGCCCCUUCAUAUCCAUCCUUCUGUUGGUCCAUCCAUUACUCAUAUGCAUCCAUCACAGCCUCCAAUAUUCCAAUUUGGUCAGCUGCGAUAUACUUCUCCUAUCUCGCAGGGAAUUUUGCCAAUAUCCCCUCAAUCAAUGUCUUUUGUUCCGCCUAACAUGCUGGGCCAUUUUAAUCUAAAUCAGGAUGUUUUAAGCUCUGGAAAUCACAAGGAUGCUCAAGAUGCUUCCACGCAGAACAUAAGCAAGGACGAGACACCAUCUGUUUUAGUGAAUGGUCAGCCAAGAUCUGUUUCUGCGUCAUCUGUGCAAUCUAAUGGUGGGCUUCUGUUGAGUGUAGAUACAGUUUCAAAUGCAGGCAAUCAUAAUGAGAAUUCUGCUGUCCAUACAUCUACUUCUGGAGCCUCUGGGCCCUGUGAUGGAAAAUUUAUGUCAAACUCAAGCUCACAUGCUGAAGAGAAAGGGCAGCUUCGUGCUACUUCAAGGAACUAUCCACCACCAUCGAAGGCAAGGGGAUCUGACAGACAGUCCCAUCAUGCACAUCCAAUGUCGCAGUCUGCUAAUGUUGACAGGAAUUAUGGCGUAAGAGGGGCAGGUGCAUUGUCUGGUGGCAGGGGGAGAAGAUUUGCUUAUGCAGUUAAAAGUUCUAACACAAGAUCAUUGGUCCAGGAUCAUGAUAUGCUUGCAGAUUCAAAUGGGUUUCACAGGAGACCUCGAAGAUCCGUCCAACGAACUGAAUUCCGGAUUCGUGAAAACAAUGACAGAAGACCAGCACCUGCAGUGGCUUCUUCUAGUGCUUUCACUAGAAGUGGGGCCAAGAGGGGUAGCAUGUCUAAUAGAAGUAUGAAGCACACUGAGUCCUUGGCAUCUGGAAGGACGAUAUCUUCGGAGGUUGAUUCUGGAGAUAGGGAAGCAAAAGUAGUGGCGAAAGAUUAUUCGAGUAGGAGCCAGAAUAUCUCGAACCCUGGUGAAGCAAAUCUGAGGAGAAAUGCUUCUGAGGAGGAUGUAGAUGCUCCAUUACAAAGUGGUGUUGUACGUGUUUUUAAACAACCUGGCAUUGAAGCCCCUAGUGAUGAGGACGAUUUCAUUGAAGUCAGAUCCAAAAGGCAAAUGCUAAAUGAUCGGCGUGAACAAAGGGGAAAGGAGAUAAAAGCAAAAUCAUGGACCACCAAGCCACCACGUAAACCACGCCACUCCAGACAAAAGGAUGUAGUCUCAAGAAGCAAUAAUAAAUUCCCAGUACCAUUGGGCGGUGAAGGAACAGUUGAUCCUCAAUUGGCCUUUUCUGAGAGCUCUCACUUUGGAACUGGAGGAUCAACCGCAUUUUCUUCUACAGCUUCUCAGUCUCCAAUUGGCACUCCUCCUGUUAAUUCUGAAGCUCGUACUAUCAAGCCUUCACAAUCCGAUUCUGUAUCUGUCGUCUCUAACAGUGGAAAAGAAUGUGAACCUGGCCUUUUUGACAGCAAAAAUAUGGUUAUGUCUCUAAGCCAGACACAAAUUGACGAGGCUAUGAAACCUGCUCGGUUUGAUUCACACAUUUCUGCUGUUGGAGGUCAUUCAAACCCAAUUAGUGGCCAAGUUUUGCCACCAUCAUCUAUUUUGACAAAGGACAAAACAUUUUCUUCUGGUGCAAGUCCAAUCAAUUCAUUGCUUGCUGGAGAGAAAAUUCAAUUUGGUGCUGUUACAUCUCCAACAAUUAUUCCUCCUAGUAUCCGUGUUGUAUCACAAGGGAUUGGUGCUCCAGGUUCCAAUCGAUCUGAUGUGCAAGUAUCCCGCAACUUUCAUGUAGCAGAGAAAGAAAACAUACUUUUCUUUGAAAAGGAGAAGAACCCGAGUGACUCUUGCAUUCCACUACGAGAUUCUGAGGCUGAAGCAGAAGCAGCUGCUUCUGCUGCUGCUGCUGCUGCUAUCAGCAGUGAUGAGAUAGUUGGGACUGGCUUAAGUUCCGUCAAUGACACAAAGAAUUUUGGUUGUGCUUCUGUUGACAGCUUUACGACAGGUGUGCUUGGAGAUCAGCAGAUGACAAGUCAAUCACUGGGUGAGGAGUUGCUAAGUGUUUCUCUUCCGGCAGAUCUGUCAAUUGAGACAACACCAAUCUCUUUAUGGCCACCAUUGCCAAGUCCUCAAAGUUCUACUGGCCAGAUGCUUUCUCAUUUCCCUGUAGGUCCUUCCCACUUCCCCUUUUAUGAGGUGAACCCUCUGUUGGGGGGUCCAAUUUUUGCAUUCAAUCCACAUGAUGAAUCUUCUGGUACACAAUCACAACCUCCAAAGACUACAACAUCCAGUUCUGCUCCUCUUGGUAACUGGCAGCAAUGCCAUUCUGGUGUGGACUCGUUCUAUGGUACUCCGGCUGGAUAUUCUGGUCCGUUCAUUGGUCCUCCUGGAGGCAUACCUGGGGUUCAGGGGCCUCCACAUAUGGUUGUCUAUAAUCAUUUUGCUCCUGUUGGACAAUAUGGGCAUGUAGGUUUGAGUUUUAUGGGUACCACCUAUAUCCCAUCUGGGAAGCAAGCUGAUUGGAAAAAUAAUGGUUCGUCUACUGCAAUGCAUAUUGGUGAGGGAGACAUUAAUAGUGUGAAUGUGACUGCUGUGCAGCGAAGUGCUCCCAUUACAGCUCCCAUUCAGCAUCUUGCCCCAGGAUCUCCACUCUUGCCUAUGCCCCCACCAUUGCCCUUGUUUGAUGCAUCACCAUUUCCGACUCCCCCUGAUUUGCCUGUCCAUGCUCGAUGGGGGCACAUUCCUGCUUCUCCACUACACCCAGUCUCUGUUUCUCGACCAUUGCAGCCACAAAUGGAAGGUGCAUUGCCUCCUCAAGCCAGCCACAGACACUCAAUUGACCAAUCAUUAACUGCCAAUCGGUUCACGGAGUCUUGCACUCCUACAUUAUCAGGUGACACUGGCCCAACUUUCUCUACUGCUGCAGAUACAAAUGGUGUCCCAUUUCAUGCUGAAUUGGGAUUGGUAGAUUCAGUGAGAUCCAACACGGCUUCAUCAGGGCAGACUCCAGUUCUGAGCAUGUCUGCAAGUGCAAAUGCUGAAUCUGAGAAGAUCGAUACAAUUGAGAGUGAGAAACGAUACAAUAAUGCAAGAUCUGUGAAGAGUCAAUUCUCAAAUAAGAGUUUGCCCACCCAACAAGGUAAUACCACUGGUCGUUAUUAUCAAAGAGGCCACACAUCACAAAGGAACAAUACAGGAAAUGAAUUGCCUCACCGUAGGAUGGGUUUCCAUGGAAGGGGCGGUGUGGAUAGAAAUUUGCCUGCUGUAAGGAUGAAACAGAUCUACGUGGCUAAACAGACCACAACUGGAAAUCCGUAUACAUGAGCCAGCCAGGCGAUUGCGAUUUAUGGAUGUUAGAAGUGCAUUUUCUAUGACUGACACCCGAUUUUGGGGGUACACGAACCCUGCAGUUUUGGAGCUAUAUAGUAAACAUUUUUUUGAUCACUUGGAGCCUAUCUGUUGUGUCGUUGUUUGGCAGAGAUCCAUUCUAAAUCGAGCAGUGAAGUUCCUUUCCUCCAUCGUGCUUCUAGUAAAGAAAUCAUGUUUGUGUCCCUGCCAUUCGACACGUUUAAGUCUCAUUUUUAACUUCUUAAAUGAUGUAUUGGCUUAUUCUCUUUAGUUAGUAGUAUAUGUUUAAAGUGGUAUGAUAAUCGUCAGGUAUGAUGCUGUGGUUUUAGUAAGAAAUAUUAUCACAUGUUAGUAUAUUAUUUAUAAUCAAAAUUUACUAAUCGCAUUUA
Salvia hispanica is the source of this 7808-nucleotide messenger RNA. RefSeq lists its product as uncharacterized. NCBI's taxonomy places the organism in Eukaryota, Viridiplantae, Streptophyta, Magnoliopsida, Lamiales, Lamiaceae. The record is from RefSeq and is a predicted model, not a curated record.